Scleropages formosus (Asian bonytongue) is the source of this 2046-nucleotide messenger RNA. Its product is annotated as charged multivesicular body protein 4b-like. The coding region runs from base 201 to 872 and encodes 223 amino acids. The record is from RefSeq and is a predicted model, not a curated record. The transcript has 6 exons. Gene Ontology annotation, cellular component: cytoplasmic side of plasma membrane; multivesicular body; ESCRT III complex. Gene Ontology annotation, biological process: vesicle budding from membrane; late endosome to vacuole transport via multivesicular body sorting pathway. Lineage: Eukaryota; Metazoa; Chordata; Actinopteri; Osteoglossiformes; Osteoglossidae.
GUUCAACAUUGUGAGUUGCUUAGGACAAAAACUUCAGCCGUUGAAGAAGAGGACGAAGAAGAGCAGAAGCGGAAACAAUUUGAAGAAGUCGCCUGGGAAGGGGUGCGGAGGAAAGUGGCCUCGACAACCCCGAAAAGAAGCGUGUUGUCCUUCAUUUCGCACGGAACGAACGGCAGUAGCAGCCGCCGCCCCGCAUCACCAUGUCUUUGCUGGGGAAGUUGUUCGGCGGCGCCGGCAAAGGGGGCAAAACCCCGAGUCCGCAGGAGGCGAUCCAGCGGCUGCGCGACACGGAGGAGAUGCUGACGAAGAAACAGGAGUUUCUGGAGAAGAAGAUCGAGCAGGAGCUCCUCACGGCCAAGAAGAACGGCACGAAGAACAAGCGAGCUGCCCUGCAGGCCUUGAAACGGAAGAAGCGCUACGAGAAGCAGCUGGCGCAGAUCGACGGAACACUCUCCACCAUCGAGUUCCAGCGGGAAGCGCUCGAAAAUGCCAACACGAACACCGAGGUGUUGAAGAACAUGGGCUUCGCGGCCAAAGCGAUGAAAGCGGCUCACGAGAACAUGGACAUAGAUAAAGUGGAUGAAUUAAUGCAGGACAUAACUGAACAACAGGAGCAGGCACAAGAAAUUUCUGAUGCCAUUUCAAAGCCUGUGGGCUUUGGAGAAGAGUUUGAUGAGGAUGAACUUAUGGCAGAACUGGAAGAGCUGGAACAGGAAGAAUUAGACCGAAAUUUACUGGAAAUCGGUGAUUCAGAGAAUGUCCCUUUACCCAGCGUGCCCUCUACGUCCUUACCCUCCAGGCCAGAAAAGAAGAGGGAAGAGGAUGAUGAUGACAUGAAGGACCUGGAGCGCUGGGCUAUGGAGGCCAUGUAGAUGAGGGAAAAGGACUUUUUGGUGACUGUCGUUAGUUUGAUUGUUCUUUGUAGGAGGAAGUGUAAUGAUGCUGGAAGAAAAGGAAAAUGAACAAGAAUAUAGCCCCUGAGGUUAGUGAAAAGCUGAAAAAGGGAUGAGUGGCAAAAUAAUAAACUGAAAAAGUUACUGCUGUCUGACAUACCGGUGUGCAUGCAGAAGUACUGACUGAACCCAAAGCUUUCAACCUGGCUUCAGACCUCUAUGUUCCGCCAGUAAUUAGAAGCUAUUGUGGUGUCCUACACAUACUACCAUUUCACAAAGGAGGCUACAACAGCAGGCUUUUGUAUGUACUUAACAGCCUGUCAGUUGCCCUUAAAAUCUGUUUUGGCUCACCAAAUAGCUCUUGUGCAAGCUCCUCCAGAUCUGUAAAGUUGCUCUUGAAUUCUUAAACAUAGUGCUACAUGUGCCACUUAUUCGUUCUUUAAGAAAUUAGUUUAUUUUCCAUCUAUUUAGUAUUGGACAAUUUAACAGUCUCAGUGUACCACUUACAGCUUCAAUGAAAGUCAGUGAUGAAAAAAUCUAAAGAUUUAACCUGAUCAAACAAUAAAUUGCCUAAUAGUUUUAUACCUGAGAAAACAUUUGGUGGUUAAGUUGAGAUGUUGUGGACAACAGGCUGCACUUGAGGAGCCACUGCCCCUCCUCCAUGUGGAACCCCUGUACCCUUGCUCGUUGUGUUAUGUUUUGUCCAGUUCCUGUAGUAAAUUAUUUGUCUGGUAUUUUUCUGUAUUGCAGUGUAGUCCGUAAAGGUGUAUGUUACUUAUCUAGCUGACUGAAAAUGUUAGAAAAAUGAUUUUCAAGAACAGAUAUUGACUGCUGCUACCCAGUUAGCCAUUUGUAUACAUUUUAAAUAAUUGUGUAUCUGCAACUACAGCUGAAUGACUGCAGUCAGUGAACUAUGCAUGCUGUAAUGUAUCACAGUGCCUGUCAGCUGUAAUCCUUGCUGUUCUGGUAACAGACACAAGAGCUGAUGACUGACUAUCUUCAAGCAUGUUUCCCAAAUUCCACCUUUUUGCUAUAGCAGCAUAAGCAAGGUCACCAAGACAAUUUCACUUGCUACAAGGUUGUCUUCCACCAGACCCCUUGCAAUGUUUCUUCUCUGUUAAAUUAUGCUGCACAUAUUGGUUCGUACUGGUUU